This is a messenger RNA of Priapulus caudatus, 1971 nucleotides long. RefSeq names its product BTB/POZ domain-containing protein KCTD12-like. Lineage: Eukaryota; Metazoa; Priapulida; Priapulimorpha; Priapulimorphida; Priapulidae. Gene Ontology annotation, biological process: protein homooligomerization. The record is from RefSeq and is a predicted model, not a curated record. The transcript has a single exon. The coding region runs from base 509 to 1381 and encodes 290 amino acids.
UAUCGUUCGUAUCAGGACACGCUUCACGAGUGUGCGCGCUUGCAUCUACUCCGCAGUUACACACAGCCAGGAGAACGGUGUGUUGUUGCCUCGCUGCCGUACAGUUCCAGCCAGCCAGCCAGCCAGCCAGCGCGUCUGUUACCGGCGGAUCUUAAGCCCGUGUGUGUGUGUGUGUCGGUGGAAGUGUGCGCGCCUCUUCUGCAUUCAUUCGUACAGUCGUCGCAACAGCGGAUUGAUUUUAUAGCGUCCUGACGUGGCGGCGAAACUCGAUGCGAUUUUAAUCAGUGAUAUAAUUCACGAAAGGCGAAAGGCAGGUGUUGCACCACUGCUGCUGUUGUCGCUGUUGCUGUUGCUGUUGUUGAUGCUAGCCUGCGUCUGCGUGCAUGCCGACGCUGUCAUGUCCGUCGUCGCCGUCGUCGCCCACCGAUAGCCAGCCGACACACGGCGACCGUCCGCCAGCCGACCACGACCACGACCGUCGCUCAUCUCCGUCGCCGCCGCCGCCGCCAUGUCGUCGUCGGACACGAACGCGACCAACUCGAAUCAUAACGACGUCGGCCUUCCGUCGAUCAUCGAGCUGAACGUCGGCGGCGUCUUCUACACGACGUCGCUGACGACAAUCACGAAGGACGUCGACUCGCACCUUCACGACCUGUUCGCGGGCAAGGCGAAGGCGCCGAUUCGGGACUCGAAGGGCAAAUUCUUUCUCGACCGCGACGGCGUCCUCUUUCGCUACGUGCUCGACUUUCUGCGCAACGAGAAGCUCGUGCUGCCGGAAAAUUUCCACGAGAAGGAUCGGCUACGCAGCGAGGCGGAGUUCUUCCGACUCGCCAGCAUGGUGGAGUGCAUCGACAAGGCCGUCAUCAUACACGCACACGCGAUGCUGUCGCAUCCGCACGCGGUGCGCGCGUCGCACGCCGUGGCGACGCGCGGCGCCGUCUACUCGAACAGCCCCUCGUCGGCGGCGGCGGCGGCGUCGGCGCGUAGCACGUACAUCACCGUCGGCUAUCGCGGCACGUUCGCGUUCGGUCGCGACGGCAUGGCCGACGUCAAGUUUCGCAAGCUGUCGCGCAUUCUCGUCUGCGGGCGCGUGCGACCGUGCAAGGACGUGUUCGGCGACACGCUGAACGAGAACCGAGAUCCAGACCGCGGGCCGGGACACACGGACCGCUACACGUCGCGCUUCUUUCUCAAGCACAACUUCCUCGAGCAGGCGUUCGACAUGCUUAGCGACUCCGGAUUCACGUGCGUCGGCAGCUGCGCGAGCGGCGCGACGGGUUUCCACGGCCCGGCGGACGGCAUGAACAAGGCGUCGGGGCAGGACACGGAGGAGUCCAAGUGGAACCACUACAACGAGUUCGUCUUCUGCCGACCCUUCUAGAAGACUCCGGCGACAGCGCUUGUUGAGUCGAUGCGCGGGGACCGGCUAUUGUAAAACCGCUAUCGCAAGGUACAUCGUCUGCACCAGUGACUUUGCUGUGCGAUGCGCGGGGACCGGCUAUUGUAAAACCGCUAUCGCAAGGUACAUCGUCUGCACCAGUGACUUUGCUGUGCUCCGCGCAAAGCGCAGAGUCGGUCUGUCUGUUUCAAAGAGGCCUAUGUAUAUGCGCGGAAAAGCUUUUCCCGCCAGCUGACAGUGAGUGCGAUGUGUGAGAUGUGAGGUGUCUCAAGCAGGCGGAAUUUGAUGUAUUGAUGCGUAGAGCAAAUUCUGCUUUGCCAGUAUCUGACACAAGUCAUUUUGUUCACACUAGUCUAUUCGUUGCGCUAGAGAGAGAGAGAGCGAAGGACAGAGAGCAAAGGGAGUGUAAAAGAUGGAAGAAGAAGGAAGAGAGAAUCAUUACGGGCGGACAGACUUGCAGACGGACAGACACACACGCACGUACACACGCACACACAUACACACACACACACGCACACAAAUACACACGCACACACACACACACACACACACACACACACACACACACACAC